AUGGAUCAAGAUUCAAUCCCCUCACCCGAGAUAGCCAGUGGCUCAGGCUACAGCAUCCCGUACAAGCUAUACCUCCAUUGCACAGCCUGGGUAUUAAGAAGAUCCAUUGCAUUUUUGACUGGGUCUGGCAAGCUCUUCGACAAGACUCUGACGGUGCCGACUCCUGGACUGGGGGAAGGUUAUGUCAACAUUGCGCUUUGCAUUCCGCAUAAGAACCACGACGCCCAUCAAGGUCCCUGGCCUCUUCUCUUGGUCGCGGAGGGAGGUGGCUUCAUUUUGGGCCAGCCUUCUGAUGGAGAACAUAUUGAUCGAUUCUUAGGUGACAAGCUCUACGAAGUCCUCAAAUGGGCACUUGCUCCUGCCGCCGAGGAAAUCCUCGGCGUGAGCAUUGAUCCAGCGCGUGUCGCGGUCAUGGGCAACUCUGCCGGCGGCAACCUGACGGCAAGUUUGUCGCUGCUCUUAUCAUUUACCUCCGGGCCUUGCGUUGCCUUCCGGCAAGGUCUACCACCAAACUUCCGCCAGGUUCUUCAAGUGUUAGUCUACCCUAGUGUUGAUCUCAGUCGUGGUUACGACAAGCGUUUCGGAGACAGUGACAAGGAGACCCAAGCUUCGAGUCUGCCGUGUUGGGCUGCGACAAUGAUGGAGGCAUCGUAUUUACCUCCCUACAUUGACAAAUCUCAAGUGUUUGUUUCACCAUUAUCUGCCGAAAUUCCCCUUCUUAAGUCUCUUAAGCCUCCUUCGGCCAUCGUGGUGACCGCGGGGAAGGAUUGUUUAAAAUUGGAGGGCAGGAAAUACGUGGAGAAUAUAAGAAAAGCGGGUGUCAGUGUGGAGAGCCGUGAAUACCCCGAAGCCAUCCACGGAUUCAGCCAUUACCAAGAGGGCAGCAAAGACUUCAGGAAAGAGGACGUCCGAGACUGUUGGGAACGGAUAUCCAAGGCACUCGAGAGGAGCUUCCAGGAUUGA
Molecule: messenger RNA, 963 nt
Organism: Scedosporium apiospermum
Lineage: Eukaryota; Fungi; Ascomycota; Sordariomycetes; Microascales; Microascaceae
Exons: 2
Coding region: 1-963 (320 amino acids)
Molecular function (GO): hydrolase activity
Source: RefSeq, a predicted model, not a curated record